UGACAGGUUUGUUCUUUUGUCAAAUCACACAUUAACCAGUGUUGCAUUAGCUAAACAAUUCAGAUGAGCUGGUGCACCUGUGAUCACACUUCAGCGAUCUCAACACACAAACAAAGACAUUUUCAGCGAUAUAAAAACCCACCUACCUCAUUCUGUUAGUUUGAAGAGUUGCUGUCAUCUGUCUGUGAGCGAAUUAUUUUUCUGGUCUUCUCCUCUCACCAUUGAGCUCCUGAAAAAAAAGAUAAAUAGACAACAAUAUUCUCAGGUAAUUUUGGGGGUUUGACCGGAUCAAGAUGCUGCUGAUCAUUGAAGCUCUUCUUCUCAUUUUAUCUGCUCUAGGACAGGAUCACAGAGAUGCUGUUGAAGGAAAGACAUUUCCACUGGAUAUGGCAAAGAAUUCAGUUGAUGAUCAGUAUAAGGGCUGUACAGAGAAAAUGGCAAAUCUGGUAAAGACUAAAUAUCUACAGAAGGAAACAUCUGACUCAGAAUCUAAAUUUUCAACUGCUUGGAAACGUGCUGAAAAGAUAGACAUGUCACCAAGAGACGGCUUGACAAAGGAUAAUUUAAUUGCCAUUUAUGUGUACACAAACCCAGCUUUUGAGCUAUAUAAGAAUUUCAAUAACGCUGUUCAGAAAGAUAAGAAAAAAUACAAAAACAAAAAAUAUGAAUGGUAUUCACUUCACUUUUUGUUAACAGACGCAAUACAGAUUCUGAAGAAAACACAAAAGAAAUGUUUUCCAACUUUUCGUGGUACAAAUAUUCAAUUUAAAAAGAAUGUUCAAAACAAAAAGGUUCGUUUUGGGUCAUUUGCAUCUUCCUCUCUUGAUCGUAAAGUAGCAGAAUUUUUUGGAACUAAAUCUUGUUUUGAAAUCCACACUUGUGAAGGUGCUAAUCUGACAAAAUAUUCUAAGCAUCCUAAGGAGAAAGAGGUUCUGAUUCCUCCUUAUGAGAUGUUUAAAGUCACUGCCGUCAACACUAAAAGAGAUCAGAAAGAUCUCUGGUGUGAGACUGUGUAUAAGUUGGAAAGCUCUGGAACAAGAAGUGACCUGAACUGUGCUCUGUUCAAGAAAGCAACCAAGAACAUAACAAAGUACUAAGGAUGUUAUUGAAAGUACUGAAAGUGUCUUUGAUGUUAUCAUGUACAUCAGAUACAACAUUUUUCCUCUUGGUUUAGUUUUUUUUUUUUUUAAUUUCAACAUAAAAGUUAUUUUUAUGUGACCCAAUUUAAUGGCCUUCAAGUGAUUUUAUAUUUUUCUCCAAUUCAUUUCUUCAUUUAUACUUUGCAUGAACAAUUUUAGUGCUUGCCAUCUAUCUAACUGCCAGCUAUAGCAUAUUAACUGCUAAAUGUGUGCAAUGCAGCUUGCAGCAAUAAUCAACAGAAUUAAAAAAAAAAAAAAAAAAGAAAAGAAAAAGGUUUUGUUUCUUGUUGAAUUUAUUUCAAUUAACUUUUUUAAAAUGAAAUUUUAAAUAUAACCUUUUCUUUAAUAUUUUUCAUCCUAGUCAUGUUGGAGAUUGAGAGGUUCUGUGAUGGAGCUUUUAUGGUUUCAUUGUAAAGAAGCAGCUUGUGGUUUUGUUGUGUUUGGCUUUACUAAUACCAUGACACUUUAUGAAAUAAACAAUAACUGCUAAAACCUG
Molecule: messenger RNA, 1635 nt
Organism: Ctenopharyngodon idella (grass carp)
Lineage: Eukaryota; Metazoa; Chordata; Actinopteri; Cypriniformes; Xenocyprididae
Product: erythroblast NAD(P)(+)--arginine ADP-ribosyltransferase-like
Exons: 2
Coding region: 294-1097 (267 amino acids)
Molecular function (GO): NAD+ poly-ADP-ribosyltransferase activity; NAD+-protein-arginine ADP-ribosyltransferase activity
Source: RefSeq, a predicted model, not a curated record